Messenger RNA from Trametes versicolor FP-101664 SS1, 3345 nucleotides. RefSeq names its product FACT complex subunit SPT16. Gene Ontology annotation, molecular function: nucleosome binding. The record is from RefSeq and is a predicted model, not a curated record. Bases 47 to 3310 code for a protein of 1087 amino acids. The transcript is spliced from 16 exons. NCBI's taxonomy places the organism in Eukaryota, Fungi, Basidiomycota, Agaricomycetes, Polyporales, Polyporaceae. Gene Ontology annotation, cellular component: FACT complex. Gene Ontology annotation, biological process: positive regulation of transcription elongation by RNA polymerase II; transcription elongation by RNA polymerase II.
CUCGACCCUCCUGUCUAGCUGCCAGAGCAGUCUUGAGCAAUCCGCCAUGUCCAAGAUUGAGCUAAACGCGGGACUCUUCUCAAAACGUCUUCGCACCGUCUAUGAUGCGUGGAAUAAUGCGCAAAAAGAGGACGAGUACAGCUCUAUAUCAGAAGUUGGCGCGCUCCUGCUUGUUGCUGGAGAUCCUGCUGGAGAGGAUGAACCAAUUCGCAAGGGCACGGCGUUCCAGACAUGGCUCCUGGGCUUCGAAUUCCCAUCUACCUUCCUUAUGUUUGAGAAGAACAGGCUUUCAAUACUCUGCUCGGCCUCAAAAGCUAAAAUCCUGUCUCAACUGAAGAACUCGAAUGCUCCCGUGCCGAUCGAGUUCUUCGUCCAAGCCAAGGCGAAAGAGCCCCCGACCGACGCUGUUCCCCGGUUCCUUGAGGCCUACGUAUCCCUCGAUCAGGUAGCCACCCUGACCAAAGAGCAGCAGUCCGGGAAGCUGGUGGAUGAGUGGAAUAAGGCAGUGUCAGAUGCCGAGAAGAAGCCCACUCUGGUGGAUAUGGCUCCCGCUGUGGCAUCGUUCCUUGCAGCCAAGGACGAGGAGGAGCUCAAAAGCAUACGCGUUGCAUCAACCCUUACCUCCACUCUGCUCUCGCACUACGUUGCCCCCAAGCUAGAAACGAUAUUGGACCGAGAGGCGAAGAUUUCUCAUGAGACCUUCGCCACGCAAAUCGAGGCCAGGAUCGGAUACGGCGAAGGCGACAAAGCCAAAGGCCCCGACAUGAAGGUUUGGAGUAAGGGACGGGGACUGAACGACGUGGACUGGGGGUCUACCGAGUUCUGCUACCCUCCUAUCAUCCAGUCACAAUCGACGAGUACGGGCUAUGAUCUAAGCCCCGUGGCUGAGUCUUCGCCAGACGACGUCUCGCACAAGGGCGUCUUGCUCGUGUCCGUCGGCAUGCGGUACAGAAGCUACUGCGCGAACCUUGGCCGAAGUUUCAUCGUUGAUCCAUCGAAGGAGCAAGAAGCCAUCUACUCUCUUCUAGUCUCGCUUCAGUCAGAAGUUCUCUCACGCAUGAAAGAGGGGGUCGUCUCCAAGGAGUUGUAUCAGUCCGCGCUUUCUUACAUCAAGGAAAAGAAGCCCGAACUAGAAUCCCAUUUUGUGAAGAACAUGGGCCACGGUAUGGGCAUGGAAUUCCGUGACGCCUCAUACCUCCUGUCUCCGAAGAACAACCGGAAGCUGCGUGCCAACAUGGUCUUCAACCUUGUCCUGGGAUUCACCGGUCUGGAGGAAGGUGGCAAGAAAUAUGCUCUCCAGCUCGUAGACACUGUGCUCGUCGGCGCUGACAAGGCCACGUGUCUAACGACUGGUGUCAAGUCCGUCAAGGACACGCUGUUCUUUCUAAACCAGGACGAGGCUGAGGGCCAGCCGUCCAAGGCGCCGGCCAAGAAGGCUCCCACGGCGAAGGCCAACGGUAACGCCUCGCCCACCAAACACAAGACGGCCGGCGGGAAGGUUCUUCGCAAUAAGACAAGAAGCGCCGCGCAGGAAGAUUCAGUACAGUCUAUGUCGGCUAAGAUCGCAGAACACCAGCGUGAACUGCACGGGAGGCUGCACCAGGAGGGCCUCGUGCGAUUCUCUGAGAGCGGCGGUGGACUUGGUGGCAAAGAGGGCAAGGGCUGGAAGCGCUUCCAGAGCUACAAGGGCGAGGCAGGCCUGCCGCGUGAAGUUGAAACUCUCCGGAUUUAUGUAGACCGGAAGGCUCAGACGGUGGUAUUGCCCGUGCAUGGUUACGCUGUUCCAUUCCACAUCAACACGAUCAAGAACGUCAGCAAGAACGACGAGGGCGAGUUCACCUAUCUCCGGGUCAACUUCCAAACACCAGGUCAGCUAGCCGGGAGGAAGGAAGAUACACCCUUCGAAGAUCCAGACGCUACUUUCAUCCGCUCAAUCACAUAUCGGUCUCCGGACGGGCACCGCUUUGAUGCGAUUUCGAAGCAGAUAACCGACAUGAAGAAGGAGGUUAACAAACGCGAGCAACAGAAGAAGGAGAUGGCGGACGUCAUCGAGCAGGACACGUUGGUCGAGGUCAAAGGACGGCGCCCAACUAAGCUGCCUGAAGUUUUCGUCCGGCCAGCGCUGGAUGGCAAACGCCUUCCCGGCGAGGUCGAGAUACAUCAGAAUGGUCUCCGCUACCAGUCGCCUAUGGGCUCGCAGAAGAUCGACAUCCUCUUCAGUAAUGUGAAGCACCUCUUCUUCCAGCCGUGCGACCAUGAACUUCUGGUCAUUAUCCACGUACAUCUCAAGGCGCCAAUCAUGAUCGGGAAGAAGAAGGCGCAUGACGUCCAAUUCUACCGCGAAGCGUCCGACGUUCAGUUCGACGAGACGGGUAACCGUAAGCGCAAGUACCGGUACGGCGACGAGGACGAGCUGGAGCUGGAGCAGCAAGAGCGGAAGCGACGCCAGAUGCUGAACAAGGAGUUCAAGCUUUUCUCCGAGAAAAUCGCAGAGGCUGCGACGGCUUCGGUACUGCACUUGCCUUAUCUAUAUCCUCGUUACGGCUCGCUGACUUCAAUUCAGACCGGUGACACGUUGGAGCCUGACAUCCCGUUCCGCGAGCUGUCGUUCGAAGGUGUACCUUUCCGCACCAACGUUCGUCUGCAGCCCACGACGGAAUGCCUCGUGCAUCUCUCUGACCCGCCGUUCCUUGUUGUCACUCUCUCGGAUAUCGAGAUCGCGUCGCUAGAGCGCGUACAAUUCGGACUGAAACAGUUCGACAUGGUGCUUAUCUUCAAGGACUUCACAAAGGCGCCGCUCCACAUCAACUCCAUCCCCAGCUCGCAGCUUGAUGAUGUGAAGAACUGGCUAGACUCCGUGGACAUACCCCUGAGCGAGGGACCCGUCAACUUAAACUGGGGGCCCAUCAUGAAGACCAUCAACGAGGACCCAUACGAGUUUUUCCAGCAGGGCGGCUGGAGCUUCUUGGGCGGUGCUGCGGCCGGGGAGGAGAGCGAGGCCGACGACGACUCUGACACGGAAUCAGAGUUCGCGGCGUCGUCUGCUGAUAUGGAGAGCUCCGAGAGCAGCCAGGAGGAGAGCGCCUACGAUGACGGCUCAGACGCGAGCGAUGAUGAGGGCAGCGGCUCUGACUUUGGCUCUGAGGAGAGCGAGGGCGAUGACUGGGACGAGCUUGAGCGCAAGGCGGCGAAAGCUGACAAGAAGCGCAUCGAGACAGGUCGUGGGCACGAAUCCGACGACUCGGAUCGCCCCGCGAAGAAGUCUGCUGCGAAGCCGAAGGCCAAGGCGAAGGCAAACGGCAAGCGGUGAGCGUCGGGAGGGCGGUCGAUGCCUUGACUCUAUGU